GCCAUUAGCCAGUCGGCAGCCUUCUGAUUCUGUUCUGCCCUUCCCUGCAAGCAAGCGAAGCGACUUCUUCGUCAGACACUUGAAAAAGCUAUUCCGCCACAUUGAUAAUGCCACCGGCCGACCACCCUCCCUUCUCCAACUCGUCGUGUAGUUGGCUAGUUGCCAUCAAUCCAGAUCUCGAGGGAGCCAACGAUGUCCUCGUCCAAGAAGUCUAGCUUCUUCGGCCGCGCGUGGGACAGAGCACGCGGCAAGUCUGACGUCGAGAGGAUCUGCAAGGAAGUCUUCGAGGACAUGGCAGACAAGAACACGGGGCUCCUGGACAUCAACUCCCUCCACGUCGCCACCCUCAUGGUUUACAAUUCAAUUAACAGGCAGUUAAUCGGCCCUCACAAGGACCCUCCCUGCAUGAACACCAUCGCCGAGAAAAUGGAGGAGUACCGCGCCAAGAAAGGGAUACUGUUCACGGAGUUCCAGGAGAUGAUCCUCAUGUGGGUGCACAAGGACCUGCGGCUGGUGCUCGCCAACAAGGCCGCCGUCGCGAUCCUGGGCGCGCCGCUGCUCGCCGUCACGGCCAAGAACGCCGCCAGGCAGGUGCCGAGGAUAAGCGACGCCGUGGAGCAGGUGCCCACUCCGCUGCUCGCCGCCGUCUUCUCCGUCGGGCUCAUGCUCCUGCAGGACGUCCGGCUGGGCAAGCAGAGGGGGUGAAUCCAUUACCGGAAUCACCUCAAGGCGCACGCCUGGAGGUUUCGCUUUCACUGCCUCGCCGCAGUCUCACGGAUGUCAGGAACUCAGGAGUCAGGAUAUGGUCCCAGCCUCCCUAGUGCACAUGAGCUUUUGAUGUGUGUAAGUUCACAAAAAAAUCUGAAAAAAAUUAUAUAUAUUA
Messenger RNA from Zea mays, 883 nucleotides. Its product is annotated as EF hand family protein. NCBI's taxonomy places the organism in Eukaryota, Viridiplantae, Streptophyta, Magnoliopsida, Poales, Poaceae. The record is from RefSeq and is marked provisional.